Molecule: messenger RNA, 2489 nt
Organism: Pseudogymnoascus destructans
Lineage: Eukaryota; Fungi; Ascomycota; Leotiomycetes; Thelebolales; Thelebolaceae
Exons: 4
Coding region: 497-2485 (662 amino acids)
Biological process (GO): mitotic DNA damage checkpoint signaling; protein phosphorylation
Cellular component (GO): nucleus
Molecular function (GO): ATP binding; protein binding; protein serine/threonine kinase activity
Source: RefSeq, a predicted model, not a curated record
GUUUAUCUGUUUGCUUUUUAGGAAUGCACAUCAACAACCAUUACCUGCUGCAAAGCCUACUUGAUUCAAGUGAAGUUUAAUAUUUCAGCCAUCAGUACUACAAGAGUAGUAACAUUUACUGAAUCUCUUUUCUGUUCCUCUCUCUCUCUCUCUGUUCUAUUACUGGUCUGGCACUUGGCCGACUUCAGCCUUCGGAGCGGCGAUACUUACCACCGACUGAUAGACGCUUUUUACCUGGGCCUGGCGAUAUUUGUGGAGCCAACUCCAAGGCAAACUGGCUCUGAGUUUGGAUGAGAGCCUCUGGGAAGAGGGAAUCCACCAGUUUAAGACAUUCUUUAGCUUUAGGCAUCCGCGGUAUAAGAUCUUGCAUAGCCUCACUAUUCGCAACUACCCAUAGGCACUCCAUAGAACGGCGUCGAUAGCUGAACCUUAGCUAUCGUUGGGAGAGCACAACGCGGGCCAUUUAGGACAUUGUUGCACCGCGUCGACCAUAAGCAUGCCUGCCGCGGCCCCGAAAUCGUCGCAAUUGAAGCGCGCGCGGGGAACUCCAAAUGGGAGCCCGGAUAACGAGGUCAAGAAGCCGCGCCGCUCCGAACGUCUCUCAGUGCCUGAGCAGAAGACGCCAGUUGCGAAGGGCCACCUUCCCUCCCCUAUUAAGCAUCAGGAAUCGACGGACUCGAGCCAGGCAUAUAAGGAGGUGACAGCGACCCCGCCAGGAGGCCGUCCAAACCAGCUCCGUCACCGGACGCCCGGUCGCUCUCCGGAGUUGACGUCGGUGCUCUCCUCGCCGCCACAGGACACGCAGGCCUUCUCGCAGUACACGAACCCGAAAACUGCGUUGUCGGAAUAUGUGAAAGAUGAGGAAAAAGAGGGCGUUUGGGGGUAUCUUUUGCCUUUGAAUGCAGAGUACAAGCAGCCCCUGAUUAUGCGCAAACGGUCGGCGUGCCAGAAACCGCCGGCACUUGAUAAGCUGGGUGAAGCCAGUGAUCAAGGGAAUGCAAAGGAUGAGAAGCCAGAGGCGCAUUCGUCUGGUGGUUACUUAAUUGGUCGCCAUCCAGAAUGCGAUCUCCUCAUUGAGGGCCCUAUAGUCUCCAACAGGCAUUGCUUGAUAUUCGAAGAAAACAAGGGCGACCAAUCUAUUGCUGUUUUAGAGGAUUUGUCGAGCAACGGCACGUUUGUGAAUGAGGCGCUUAUUGGCAGAAACAAGAGGAGAGAGCUCAAGGAUAACGAUGAGAUCACUAUCCUCGACAAGGCCAGAUUUCUCUUCAGAUACCCACAGUACCGGGAAACAAGCGCUUUUCAGGAGCAGUAUGAGAUUAUUGAAAAGCUGGGCAAGGGCCACUUCGCAGAAGUCUACUUGUGCGUGGAGAAGUCGACUGGCCAUCGUUAUGCUGUAAAGGUCUUCACGAAGAACCCUGACCUUGAGGAGAGAUCCAAGACGGAAGGGUUACAGCAGGAGAUUGCCGUGCUAAUGGGUGUCUCUCAUCCGAACUUGUUGUGCCUAAAGGCUACGUUUGACGAAAAGCAUGCGGUUUAUCUGGUGCUAGAAUUGGCCAUGGAAGGAGAGCUGUUCAACCUGAUUAUAUUGAAGCAGAAGCUCUCAGAAGACGAAACGCGGAAGGUUUUCGUUCAGCUAUUCGAGGGGAUCAAGUACUUGCACGAGAGGAACAUUGUCCACCGCGACAUCAAGCCAGAGAACAUUCUCCUCAGCGACAAAGACCUCCACAUCAAAAUCGCCGACUUCGGUCUCGCUAAAAUCAUCGGUGAAGACUCCUUCACCACAACCCUUUGCGGCACCCCCAGCUACGUCGCGCCCGAAAUCCUCGAAGAUACCAAGAACCGCCGCUACUCGCGCGCCGUAGACAUCUGGUCCCUCGGCGUCGUUCUGUACAUCUGCUUGUGCGGCUUCCCCCCUUUCUCCGACGAGCUGUACACGCGCGAGGCGCCGUACACGCUACACGAGCAGAUCAAGAUGGGUCGUUUCGACUACCCAUCCCCAUACUGGGACCCAGUCAGCGACCUGGCGCUCGAGCUCAUCGAUAACAUGCUCACGGUGGAUGUGAAGAAGCGCUACACCAUCGACGACUGCCUCGCCCACCCGUGGACGACGCAGCGCCUGAUCAAUCUGAAUGAUAGCACAGACGGCCUCGUGAGUGCCGUCGCGGGGCUUGACUUCUCGAAGCGCAAGGUCGCGCGUGAGCGGACGCUGUUGGCGAGUAUCAAUGAUGUUAUGGUGAGCAAGGUGGUGGGCACGCAGAAGAGCAAGGACGCUGUGAAGGUGUUUGUCAAGAACCCCGGUAGUGAGAAUAAAGUCAACAAGUCUAUUGCGAAGGCUGUUGGGGACGGGCCCGCUGAGGCGCGGCCGGCGGAUAACAGGAAGCUGCAGGAGUUCAUGGCUGUGGGGGGUAUGGGAGACUCGCCGCUGUUUGCGGAUGAUGAGGAUAGCCAGUAUGCGACGAAGGGGUCUGCGGGGAAGAAGCGUUGAUGGG